This is a messenger RNA of Dentiscutata heterogama, 1626 nucleotides long. The record is from the annotation of a GenBank genome assembly. Lineage: Eukaryota; Fungi; Glomeromycota; Glomeromycetes; Diversisporales; Gigasporaceae.
GAUAAUUCUCUAGACGACUUGACACCUGAGUGUGAAGAAAAAAUCAUCGCUCUGUAUAAAGAUCUAGCCCAAAAAUAUCCAAAGUCGAACGCGAUCAAACUAUUUCCUUUAUUAUAUACUACCGGUCGGUCUGUUAGUGAUAAUUUUAAGAUGUUUGCAGAUGAGUAUAUACAAGCUGCACUUCGUAAAGGGGUCCCGUCUUUAUUUGUCAAUCUCAAAAAGCUCUAUAGUGAUCCUCAAAAAGAAGCUAUCAUCGAGCGAUUGGUUGAAGGAUACCUCGAAUGUCUAAAGAAUAAUGGUACUUUCACCCAAUCUAAAAAUGAUGAUGAUGUGAAAGAACCACCUACCGCUUAUCUAUGGACGCUUUACUUGUUUUCUCAACAUUACGACAAUAAACGUGAUACAACGAAAGCCCUCACGUUGAUUGAUGAAGCAAUCGAGCACACGCCCACUUUGGUCGAAUUAUAUAUGACAAAGGGCCGCAUUCUAAAGCAUGGUGGAAACCUUGACGAAGCCAUGAAAGUAAUGAACGAAGCCCGUGAAUUGGACCUUCAAGACAGAUUCAUUAAUUCUAAAUGUUCAAAGUACAUGCUCAGGAACGAUCAAACUGAGGAGGCUGAGCAAAAAAUCGGAUUAUUUACUAGGGGUGAUGCUCCCGACCCAUUAACAGAUCUUGCAGAUAUGCAAUGCAUGUGGUUUGUCCUUGAAGAAGGUGAAAGCUAUAUAAGGCAAAAAAAAUGGGGUAAAGCUCUAAAACGUUUUCACCAAAUUGAAAAGCAUUUUGCUGAUAUAACGGACGAUCAAUUCGAUUUUCACACUUAUUGCUUACGUAAAGUCACCCUCCGGGCAUACUUGAGUAUGCUACGGCUGGAGGAUCAAUUGCGUUCACAUCCAUAUUAUUUUCGUGCUGCACAAAGUGCAAUAAAGAUCUAUAUCGAAUUAUAUGACAAUCCAAAUACGGUCACUAUCAGUGAAGAAAAUGAAGAUUAUGAACAUAAAAAUCCACCUGCUAAACCUCACGAACCAUUACCUAUAGAAGAGUUAUCAAAGUAUCAUGAUUUGGACACAUUUGAUGAACAAUUAUAUUUAAAAAGUCAGCAACCAUGCCUUAACACGGCGCCUACUUCUCAUUCAAAUGAAAACUUGGUAUCAGAGCAAGAUGAAGAUGAAGAUUCGAAUCUUCAAAUUGGAAAUGAAGGAUUUAACCUUUCUUCAACUAUAAUGAAUGGAUUGAGAGCCCUCAAGUUUGAAAGACCAACUCCAAUUCAAGAAAAGACUCUUCAUGCAGGUUUGAACGGGCGAGAUGUCAUUGGUAAGGCGGAAACGGGAUCUGGAAAAACGCUUGCCUUUGGAAUUCCAAUCUUGGAGUAUACAAUCAAACAAAAAAAAAAAAAAUUCGAAAAGCAAUUGGCUGCACUUAUUCUGACGCCAACAAGAGAAUUAGCUAUACAAAUUAAAAAUCAUCUUCAGAGUGUUGGAAAAUUCGCUACAAUUAAUAUAAUGACAGUCGUUGGCGGUAUGGCAAUUCAAAAGCAAAAACGAUUACUUGAAAAGAAUCCUAGCAUAAUUGUUGGUACUCCGGGACGAUUAUGGGAACUUCUUUCUGAGCGUCAUGACAAAUUAUGA